AUGUCACGUGAGGCGGCCCGAGGUGCGGUCACGUGAAAACUCUCUUCCUGUUUGGCUGAUUGGACGUUUCCGGUGUGGGCUCAGUAGUUGGGGUCCUGCGAUAUUGAAGCAUUAAUCAGUGUUAAAAUCGAGAUGAUGUCUACAAAACAAAAGACCUCACGUAGCAAAGAUGAUGCUCCCCAUGAAUUAGAAAGCCACUUCGUUUUAAGGCUUCCUCAGGAAUAUGCAUCAACGGUGAGAAGGAUGGUGCAGUCUGGCAAUGUCAAUGCAAAAGACAGGCUCUCAGUUGAGUUACAUCCGGAUGGCCGCCAUGGGAUUGUGCGUGUUGAUAGAGUCCCACUUGCUGCAAAGCUAGUCGAUGUUCCAUGUAUAUUAGAAUGUUUGAAAACCAUUGACAAGAAGACUUUCUACAAGACUUCUGACAUCUGCCAGAUGUUAGUUUGUUCCCUUGAUGGUGACCUUUACCCUCCUCUAGAGGAACCAACUGGAGCAAGUGACCCAAAGGCCAGCAAAAAAAAGGACAGGGACAGAGAAAAGAAAUUUAUUUGGAAUCACGGCAUAACCCUACCUCUAAAGAAUGUGCGCAAAAGGCGCUUCAGGAAAACUGCCAAAAAAAAGUACAUCGAGUCUCCAGAUGUGGAGAAAGAAGUGAAACGUCUUUUGAGCACAGAUGCAGAGGCAGUCAGUGUCCGAUGGGAGGUGAUCGCUGAGGAUGAGUCCAAAGAAAAUGAAAAUCUGACUGGCCUAGAUGGUUCUCCUGGAAUGUCUGGAAUGAAACAAGGGCGUGGGUCUUCAGUGGAACGAGAUGAACUUCGUGAGAUCUUUAAUGACAUUAGUAGCAGCAGUGAUGGAGAGGAAGAGGAAAGAGAACGGCAAGAAGAGGAAGACCUGAACAUUAUGGAAACUGAAGAUGAGCAGCGAGGGCGUUCAAAUGGCCAGGAUGGGGGUACCAAUCAGAUAGUCCUAGAAUUACAGAAACAGGUUGAAAAUUUACAGAAGAAACUGCGGGAGACUCAAGAAAGAAGGAAACGUCAGGAAGAGCUCAUUAUGAAGGUGGAGAACGUUGCUCUUAAGACACGUCUGCAAGCAGUGCUGGAUGAAUUCCGGCAGCAGGAAGACCGUGAGAAACAACAGGUGACAUCAUUGCAGGAGCAGCUUGAAGCUCUGAUAGAGAAAUGAGGAAGAAACUGAAUGUAAUAACCUUCAAGCAGAUGGGUUGGAAGAUGAUGAUUGAGUUUGCGGCAGAUUCCUAAUAAAAACAUUCAUCGGG
Bufo gargarizans (Asiatic toad) is the source of this 1270-nucleotide messenger RNA. RefSeq names its product TATA-box binding protein associated factor 7 like (gene TAF7L). Gene Ontology annotation, cellular component: transcription factor TFIID complex. NCBI's taxonomy places the organism in Eukaryota, Metazoa, Chordata, Amphibia, Anura, Bufonidae. The coding region runs from base 133 to 1179 and encodes 348 amino acids. The record is from RefSeq and is a predicted model, not a curated record. The transcript is spliced from 13 exons. Gene Ontology annotation, biological process: transcription initiation at RNA polymerase II promoter; RNA polymerase II preinitiation complex assembly. Gene Ontology annotation, molecular function: RNA polymerase II general transcription initiation factor activity.